Messenger RNA from Cynoglossus semilaevis (tongue sole), 2745 nucleotides. RefSeq names its product leucine-rich repeat, immunoglobulin-like and transmembrane domains 2 (gene lrit2). The record is from RefSeq and is a predicted model, not a curated record. The transcript has 3 exons. Gene Ontology annotation, molecular function: protein binding. The coding region runs from base 250 to 1965 and encodes 571 amino acids. Lineage: Eukaryota; Metazoa; Chordata; Actinopteri; Pleuronectiformes; Cynoglossidae.
AGUUGUGUAAUUAAAGUCAGAUAAAGGGGAGAGAAUGAAUUCUAAAUAAGUGGCACCUAAUCAGAAAAUAGUGGAUCAGACACGUGGGGCCAAGUGUUGAUCCCGCGACAUGUCUUUCCAAAGAAUUAGGUGUCACUUCACUUCAGCACGUGGGUGUCUAGGGGAUUAGGACUAAUAAUCUCCUCUCUGUGUCGCUCCACAUGUCCUGAGCACGAAUGCCUCCGUUAUCUUUGUGAAUUUUCACGGACUAUGGACAUAUUUUGUUAUCUUCUAGUUAUAGUUCUGCUCAGUGUCCGAGUGAGUGACAGUGACGCUCAGUGUUUACGCGGUUGCACUUGUGUAAAAGACCGUCAUGGAAGUUCCAUUACGUGUAUGGAUGAUGGCGCAUUUGGAGCCAUCCCUGAGAAUCUUCCGGAGGACAUGACCAAAAUACGAAUAGAAAAUUCGCAUUUUACAGAAAUACCCAGACGGGCGUUCUCGAAGACACCAUUUUUGGAGAACCUGUGGUUGAACUUCAACAACAUUACAGUCAUAAACUCUAAAAGCUUGGAGGGGUUAGGGACUCUAACCGAGCUCCGACUGCAGGGAAACAAACUGCGUUCAGUACCAUGGACAGCGUUCGAGGACACGCCGCUCCUGAAAAUCCUGGACCUGAAGCACAACCAGCUGGACGUCCUGCCGGAACAUGCCUUAAAAUUCCUACCAGAUCUGACCUACUUAGAUUUGUCCUUCAACAGGCUUACGGUUAUAUCAAAGGAGGUUUUCCAAAACUGGCCUCUCUACCAAAAACUACAGAGCAUGGACGGAAACCGAGAGUCAACCACGUUUGGGACGAACGUAGUCCUGGCGCUGCACAACAACGCCUGGAUGUGCGACUGUCGCCUCAAAGGCUUUGUGGAGUUCAUCAGAGCCCUAAGCCCCCCGAUCAUAUUGAUGAACUCCUACUUGACCUGCUCAGGGCCGGACUUUAGGGCGGGCAAGUUCUUUCAUGAUCUGGAGCUGCAGGCGUGCAUGAAACCCGUGGUCAGCAGUCCGACCGCCAACGUCAGUCUGCCGCAGGGCACCAACCUCACCCUGCGCUGCCUGGCCAAGGCUAGACCAGACCCCGCCGUGUGGUGGACAUAUGGUCUGAAGAUAAUCAGAGGAUUUCAUGAGUCGCAGGAAAGAGUAAACGAAGACACGAUCAGAUCCUUGCUGGUGAUCCCCUCCCUGCAGGCCGCCGACCGUGGCGUCUACACCUGCACUGCCCUCAACUUCAUUGGGAACUCCUCCGUAAGCAUCUGGGUUAAUGUCCCCUCUGCUGACGACACCCCAUUGUCACACGCCCCGGGUUCUACGCACACUGCCGUAGAUGAGAACGUCUACAUUGACAUUCGAAUCACCAAACAGACAGUGCGUGGCAUCUCCAUCGAGUGGUACGCGGCCCUGGAACGUCCUUCUGAAACCUGGUUCACCGUCCACUUUGGCCGCGCAGAUGCUGACAAAAAAGAAAUGAUCUACAUCGGCCCUGGAAUUCAGUCGUACUCCGUCGCCGAUCUGCUCCCUGCUACCAAAUAUGAAAUCUGUGUGUCUCUGAAGAAUCAAUCACCGCGUCCAGGCCAGUGCAUCGUGUUUGUCACAGGAAGUGACAUCACGGAGAUGGAGCAGAGAGAAAAGCUGAUUCAUAUAGUGGUGGUAGUUCUAGCCAUGGUUCUGGCGGUGCCUAUUGGAAUGUAUGCCUGCACCACUGACACUAAAUUUGCCUGUCUGGAAGGUAUCAGGAAAUGGAAGAAACGGCGCAGAGAAGACAGAUCCCUGCAGAUGGAGCGAGAGAGACAGGGCACCUUUGACAGCCUGCAGGCCGCCAGUGACGAGGGCCUGGUGAACAAAGAGUCCAGUGAUGACAGGAAGUUGCGGAGGAGGUCAGAAGACAAACUGCUGAAGGGUAAAUCAGAGAACAGCAGAAUCACAGCUGAAUUAUAUUAGAUUACAACUGAGGGAAGCAGGAACCUGGGACUGUAGUUGAAGGAGAACUCUAGUCAACGUCAUCAUAUACAGUAGCUCUGAUGUUAGAAGGUGUAAAUACUAGGCUUACUGUUAUUGGUCAUUUGAAGAAGCUGGAAAAGUGCGGCCAUAAUUAUAACGAUUAUAUUUCCUCUCAAUUUACUGCCUUGGUUUGAUUGUGAUUUGUUUUGUCCUGUGCUCUGUUUCAGGGACUUUGAUGCAAAGAUGUGAGUGAUGACUGUUUAAACCAAGUCCAGGAUUUACAACAGUGUCGUGAGUGUGCAGUUAGAAAAUGUUCAGAUCUGGGUUUUACAAUGAACUCUCACUCUACUCAAAGAUAUACUGACUUUAGUUGAACUCCAAAAUUUAAACAAUGUUGAUACUAAAACCACCAAUUUUUUUUUCUUAUUUGAUAUAUAGAUGUAUAUAUAUAUUUAUAUGUAUACAGUUUACCACUUAUGGAACCAGAUCUAGUGAAUGUAUGUCAUCAAAGAAAUGGUUUUGAUAAGUUUCUAAGAAAAGGUCAUUUAAAUGUAUUUACGUUGUGAAUAUAUUUACUGGUGAUUAAUUGUUGUGAAAUGAUUCUGGGACCUUCACUUUAAAAGUGCAUUCAGAAAUAAAAUAAAAGCAAUUCUGUGUAUAACACACAAUAUUUUGUAUGGUUCUGAUUGUCUCAAAUGUGAUUUGUUUUGCACAUUUGUGUUGGGAUCAUUUUUAUGGGUUUGAGAAAAUGUGAACACAUUUACGCUGCAUCUUAUUUGA